Staurois parvus is the source of this 378-nucleotide messenger RNA. The record is from the annotation of a GenBank genome assembly. Lineage: Eukaryota; Metazoa; Chordata; Amphibia; Anura; Ranidae.
GAGCGACAGGUCUCGGGCCCCCAGGCGGAGCGGCGGGCGCCAGGACCCCCAGGCGGAGCGACGAGGUCUCAGGCCCCCAAGGCGGAGCGACAGGUCUCAGGCCCCCAGGCGGAGCGACAGGUCUCAGGCCCCAGGCGGAGCGACAGGUCUCAGGCCCAUAGGCGGAGUGGCGGGCGCCGGACCCCCAGGCGGAGCGGUGAGCGCCGGACCCCCAGGCGGAGCGACAGGCACGACAGUGGGCUCCGAGUCAAUGGCAUGACCGCUGGCACUGGGUCAGACAUUGGAUCGUCUGGCUGGACAGCGGGCAUCGGGUCACCAGGCAUCAGGUCAUCUGGCUCGACAGGGGGCACCGCGUCAUCUGGCAAGGCAGUGGGCUCC